UCCGCCAGUCGUUGGAGGAACUCUGCUGGAUUUCAGGGCUCUUGUGUUAGAAAGGAUACUGUUUGUUUUGGUUUCUUUCGUUCUUUCUUGUGCUUUUGUGGAAUAAAAAGUGGAAGUAGAAGGUUUUGACACUUGUCGGUGUCGUUUUGUUGUCAUCGAGAUGGAAAAACGCGGAAUAAAGCAUCCAAAGUGGCUGAAGGACUGAAUUGGCUGGCCGCCUGCUCUCCCUUCACCACACAUUGGCAUAUUUGGAAGCUGAGUGGCAAUGGCCAAGUGGUUAAAAGACUAUCUGAGCUUUGGCAAGAAGGUACCUCCACAGCCUCCAACACCAGACUACACAGAGAGCGAGAUCCUCAAAGCCUAUCGGCUCCAGAGAGACCUCGAUUUUGAAGAUCCCUAUGAGGACUCAGAAAAUAGAUCCAGGGGGGAGUCUGGAACUUCUGAACCUGCAACACCCGUCUAUGGGUCUCCCAUGAAGUCAUCCAGUGUGGACGUGAAGUCUCCUAAACACAGACUGAUCAAAGUGGACUCACAGGAACUGGGACGCACCAAGAUCCUACUUAGCACCAUCUCUUUAGAGGAUCAGCAAGAGCCCGUGGUGCCGUCCGCUCCGUUGGCUGGAGACACAGAUUAUUCGGACCCGUUUGAUGCUCGACUGAACCAUCGACCAGACCCAGAUCUUCGACCUGUUCCCUGUGAAAACAACGGCUAUAUGGAGCCCUAUGAGGCCCAAAGGGUCAUAACAGAGCUGCAGCGUAACCCAGGAGGAGGACAGGCGCGUGGAGGGCUGCAGCUCUAUGACACCCCCUAUGAAGACAUCCGAGGCCGGUGUCUGGGUUUGGUGUAUGGAGAAGCUCAAGAAGAGGGCAAGGAGAGCAGCAGGCUGCCGCAAGAUGACGAGAGACCGGCUGAUGAAUAUGACCAACCCUGGGAAUGGAAAAAGGACAACAUCUCUAAAGCUUUUGCAGAAAUGAGGGAGUUGGCGGAGUUGCCUUGGCCUGCCCCUGUGGGUCAGCUGGAGGAGGAGCACCCCACCAAAGAACAAGUGCAGUUUGAUAAUACAGAGUGGGAUCGCUCCUCAUCGCCCACAGAGCGGUUGCGUCCUCUGGGGCCCAGAUCCAGUCCGCUGGCAGGAGGGGGAAUGAAGUUUCGAAUGCCCCACGAAGGCCUCACAAUGGUGGGAGAGAGAGUGGACCCUACUCUGCCUCUGGAAAAGCAGGUAUGGUACCACGGUUCGCUGUCACGUUCGGAAGCAGAGUCGCUGCUUACACUGUGUAAAGAGUGUAGCUACUUGGUGAGGAACAGUCAGGCCAACCGCUCAGACUACUCCCUCUCUCUUCGGAGCUGUCAAGGUUUCAUGCACAUGAAGUUCACCCAGUGUAAAGAUGGCAAGUACGUGCUGGGACAGAACAGCCCGCCCUUUGACACCAUCCCAGAGCUCAUCCACUUUUACACCACACACAAACUCCCGAUCAGAGGCGCUGAGCACCUGUCCUUGCUAUUCCCAGUGCUGGUGCAGACACUCUGACCGCCCUGGAGCGCCCUUUCAGUGAUCAGACACUUUGAACGUGAAUGUUUGACUGGAUCUACCCAGUGGAGUCAAAGCGUUCUCCUCUAUUUUGACUGGAAGACUUUUGAUGAUUCAACACAUGAGGAGCUUAUGCCCUUACCUACCACUGCUGUGUACCCGUGCCAAGCUGAAACAUCUUGGGGAUUGAUUCACGUGAAAUGCAAUACCUGAACUUGAGGCACCUUUUCGCUCUCAUCCAAACGAGGCUGACUUAAGGACAAAAAAACGUUCAUUUCAUUGCAUUUCUUUCCAGUGGAUGUUUGCAGAGCUCCAGAGAGGAGAAAGUGUGUAUUCUGAAUGUACUGAAGACCAGCAGGAGACUGAGAUUAAAUUAUUGCUGUUCCACAUUAACACCUCAUCGACACUGGUAAAAUAUUGCUGUUGUUAGGUGAAAACCUUGCAGCCAUUGUGCUGAUUUUUCAUAUUUCUGCUAGAAUCAGUCAGUUGAGUUGUACUGUAUCAGAUUAGAUUCCUUCUUCAUCCUCAGGCUUGGGAAACCCUUUUGUAAACAUUGAAAAAUCCAUGUUGCAAGUAUGCUAUUUUCAAAUGUAAAAGGUUUUUACCAACAGCAGUUAUAUUUCAAAAGCUUUUCUACAUAAAGUCUUGCUUAUUUCCAUCCAGUCAGUUCCGUACAGUUUUCUAUUCAUUUGCUUGACAGAGUUAUGUUGUUGAUUUUCCUUCAUAAGCGAAGGGAAGCUGUGUUGUAUUUGCCUUGACCUCACUGACCUUUUAUCUCUUGUUUCUUGCAUUUGAAAGACAAUACUGGGUUUAUUAAAAGCAGGUCUCGUCUUUGACUAACUUAAAGAUAAGAUAAGCCCGGAAACUGAGGAGAAGGUUCAUAUGAAGAAAGAGAUGCGAAUCAAAUAUUGAAAGCCAAAACAAAUUGGGAUUAUUGUGAACACUGGCCAUAUUCAAUCGCAUUUGAUUGAAUAUUGCAAUUUUUUUGUCUGGCAUAGUCAUUACAUGCUGUUAGUAGAAGAUUCAGUUCAAUUCAAUUCAAUUUUAUUUAUACAGCGCCAAAUCACAACAACAGUCACCUCACGGCGCUUUAUAUUGUAAGGUGGACCCUACAAUAAUACAUACAGAGAAAAACCCAACAAUCAUAUGACCCCCUGUGAGCAAGCACUGUGGCAACAGUGGGAAGGAAAAACUCCCUUUUAACAGGAAGAACCAGGCUCAGGGAGGGGCGGGGCUAUCUGCCGCGACCGGUUGUGGUGAGAGAAGGAAGACAGGAUAAAAGACAAGAUGUGGAAGAGAGACAGAGAUUAAUUAUGAUUCAAUGCAGAGAGGUCUAUUAACACAUAGUGAGUGAGAAAGGUGAUACUCAAUGCAUCAUGGGACUCCCCCGGCAGCCUACACCUAUUCAGCAUAACUAAGGGAGGAUUGAGGGUCACCUGGUCCAGCCCUAACUAUAUGCUAUAGCAAAAAGGAAAGUUUUAAGUCUAAUCUUAAAAGUAGAGAUGGUGUCUGUCUCCCGAAUCCAAACUGGAAGCUGGUUCCAUAGGCCCUCUUGAAGAUGAAUUAGAUGUUUGCAAAAUGGGAUGGAGUCUCAUUGCUGCUGUCUGGUAACAGCACUGACUGUGUGGUAAAAAACCUCUGUUAGGAAAGGGAUGGUUUCUACCAGACACAUUCAAAAGGAAAAUUAAUUUCAAUCAUUGUUUCUUCAGGCUAUAAAAAUGAAAAUUUAAAAAGGGAGCGAAAUAUGUUAGGUUGCACUCUAUAACCUCUGCAUUACCCUGUAAUCAAAUCAGUGUUUUUAAAGGGUUGUCUUGUACAUUUUUAAUCACGAUUAGUGGUUCCUGACUUGGGGAGGAA
This is a messenger RNA of Pelmatolapia mariae (spotted tilapia), 3385 nucleotides long. It is a transcript of the gene shdb, whose product is annotated as Src homology 2 domain containing transforming protein D, b. The transcript has 8 exons. Gene Ontology annotation, molecular function: phosphotyrosine residue binding. The coding region runs from base 266 to 1528 and encodes 420 amino acids. NCBI's taxonomy places the organism in Eukaryota, Metazoa, Chordata, Actinopteri, Cichliformes, Cichlidae. The record is from RefSeq and is a predicted model, not a curated record.